AUAGGGCUGAGAAAUAUCUUCCUUAUUGCCGCAAGUGUCUUAAUAUUAAUCUGCCAGUUCCCCUAUCAUUAGCACCUAGAUACUUAAUUUGCUGAUUCGUACGAUGGCGGUCCUAUAAGAAGAGGAACAGCAUGAGACUCGUGAGCUAUCAGUUUACAUUCCUAUUCCAUUGGCGCGAAAUGUCUUGCCCUAAGACGUCUUGGUCAACUUUAUUGUCAGUGUCGUUAAGACUAGUUCGCGUGUGUCGACAGAUUGCCAUGAAAAUUUAUCGUCCUUAUAAUUACAGCUGAACGAGAGAUAGAUGGCGAUGAAGACUCUUUUUAAACCGAAUUUAAUACGUUCCCUGUUCACGAUACAUUCGGCUGUAUUAUUACAUAUGAAGAUCAUCAUUGGAAUCUCAAUUAAUCUAUUACAACUUCCACCUAUUUUAUUUUCAAUCUACCUAACGUAAAUCUACUUUAUUAUUGAUGUGUUGCAAAUCAAUCUACUUUAAUUUCGAUAUACAAUGUGGACGAGUGUUUUGGAGCCAUCGCAGAACUUCUUAACUAAGCGAAGAAGAAAGUUCUCCUAUUUGGUGUAUGUGUCCUGUUAAUCAUAUCUGUAAUAUUAGCCAUCAUUAUAAUAUUAAUUAUUCAACGAGAAGGAUGCGACAUCAAAUUCAAUAGUCAUUCGGAACUUGGACGAUACAGGCAGUGAAACGAAGAUAGAAAGUGCAACUUCACUGGCAAUAUCAAUGAAAAGAGAAUGGAUCUUACUGCAAGUCGCGAUAAUCGAUGAUCAUACAAACAGGCAGCCGUAUCGACGAAUGGACAGGAAUGCGCUCAAAUAGGCAGCGAUAUAUUGAAAAAAAAUGGAAGUGCAGUUGAUGCUGCGAUAGCUACUCUUCUUUGCGAGGGUGUAGCUUCGUUGCACAGUAUGGGAUUGGGUGGUGGUUUUCUGAUGACAAUAUGGGAUGCAAAAAAUGGAACGGCCGACUACUUGGAUGCAAGAGAAACGGCUCCUGCCGCAGCCAAGGAAAAUAUGUUUCACGGAGAUGCACAUUUGUCGAUGUACGGUGGUUUGGCGGUAGCUGUGCCUGGUGAAUUACGAGGAUACUGGGAAGCUCAUAAAAAAUAUGGCAAAUUAAAAUGGAGAGAAUUAUUCGAGCCGACGAUAGCAUUGUGUUUAAGAGGCUCCGUUAUUAACGAUUAUCUUUAUGCCUAUCUCAUCAACAAAGAAUCUAAAAUUAAAGCAGAAAGUACUUUAGCCGACAUUCUUAUCAAUCCUGCUACUAAACGGCCAUGGAAGGUAGGUGAAAAAAUAAAAAGACCAAAAUUAGCAGAAACGUUAAGACUAAUAGCAAAUAAUGGACCAGAUAUAUUUUAUAAUGGUAGCAUGACCGAUGAAAUGAUUGCUGAAAUUCGAUCUUUUAAAGGUAUAAUAUCCAGAGAGGACUUUGAAACUUAUAGUGUCAAAUGGAAAAAACCGAUCGAAAUUAAUGUCGAUGAUUUAACAAUCUAUACAGCACCUCCACCUGGUUCUGGAGUAAUUCUUGCGUUCAUUAUCAACAUUCUUCAAGAUAUUGUAUCAAUUAAUAAUCAGAAUAUUAUGUGGCAUCGCAUCGUUGAGGCGUUUAAAUGGGCUUACGCAAAAAGAACUGAGUUGGGUGACCCAGAAUUUGUCGAUAUUGAAAGUUUGUUAACUAAUCUAACGUCUAAGGAUUAUGCAAAAAUAAUAAAAAAUGAAAUCAAUGACUACGAAACAAGUAACGAUCCUAAACACUACGGCGCCGUUACGGCAACAACUAUGGAUUCUGGAACAGCUCAUGUUUCUGUAUUGGCGCCUGAUGGUUCUGCGGUAUCGGUGACUUCUACGAUCAAUCAGGUUUUCGGAGCAAUGAUUCGUUCGAAAUCUACCGGUAUAAUAUUCAAUGACGAAAUGGACGACUUCAGUUCGCCUGAUAUAACUAACGGGUUUGAAGUUCCUCCAUCACCAGCAAAUUUUAUUCGACCAGGCAAGAGGCCUUUAAGUUCUAUGAGUCCAACGAUAGUGAUAGGUAAAGAUAAAGUAGUUCGAUUAGUAAUCGGUGCCGCAGGCGGUACAAAAAUCACGACCGCUAUUGCUACCUGUAUGAUUUUAAAUCUGUGGGGUGGAUACAAUAUAAAGGAAACGAUCGAUUCUUAUAGAAUUCAUCAUCAGUUAUUACCGAUGACAGCUCAAACAGAAAAAGGUUUUUGUCCCGAUAUCAUACAAUAUUUGCGUGAAGUUAAACAUAAUGUAUCGACCUUUACGGGAAUAGGAAGUGCUAUCACAGCAGUGGCAAAUGAUGAAAAUGGUAUAACAGCGAAUUCAGAUUAUCGAAGGCAAGGAAGUGUGGCUGGAUUUUAAUCUAUGUCCUUCUGCUUUAGUAUCAUUUAAAUGCCUUUCAUACAGAAAGUGCACAAAUAGUUAAUUUCUAUGCACAAUUCUUUUUUUUUAAGUGAAUCAAAAUAUAAAACAAGUAAAAUAUGAAGUAAUUAAUACUGUAUAAAAAAUUUUAUUCCUAGACUGAAAACAAACUAUUCAUAAAACAAAAAUAAACUAUAUAUUAAUUCAUAACAUCAAAAAAUGUUAAAAAAACAAACGAACAACAAAAAGCGAAUAAAAACUAAGUAAACUGUGCAUAAAUAGUACCUUAAAAAUCGAAAUAAUUAUCUUUUUAUGACAGUACUACAAAUAUUCAUUAUAAACUGUGAUUUUAUUGUAUUAUCUAAUAAAACAAGAAACCCGUAAUUAUUUCAAAUAAUAUUAUGUAUAUUAGUAUGAUAGAACACUAAUUUGAUUAUAUGUUAAUAUAAAUGCAUUUACCAUACACACACAUUACAAAAUAUGCUGAGAUAUAAUAUUUUAACAUUCGAACUCGUUAUGUUUUUUUUAAUAAACUGAUACACAUUUU
Messenger RNA from Vespa velutina, 2914 nucleotides. RefSeq names its product glutathione hydrolase 1 proenzyme-like. Gene Ontology annotation, molecular function: glutathione gamma-glutamate hydrolase. Gene Ontology annotation, cellular component: plasma membrane. The record is from RefSeq and is a predicted model, not a curated record. Bases 916 to 2367 code for a protein of 483 amino acids. Gene Ontology annotation, biological process: glutathione catabolic process. The transcript is spliced from 13 exons. NCBI's taxonomy places the organism in Eukaryota, Metazoa, Arthropoda, Insecta, Hymenoptera, Vespidae.